AUGAACAGUGAACUCAAAGAGAGGUCCCUGUCAAGAGGGGGCAGUGGGAGCCCGACGGCCAUCACCGGCAUCCACCCCCAAGGCGAGGUCGCCGACAGUAGAAAGAGAGCGACGGCCGUCGGGAACUAUCGGGACAACUUCGAUCCUCCCUCCAUUCUCUUUUCUCUCUCUCUGUCUAACCUCACCGACGUCCUCAUCUUCGACCUCAGUGGCGGGACCUUUGAUGUCUCCAUUUUAACCAUUGAGGAGGGGAUCUUCGAGGUCAAGGCUACCGCCGGAGACACUCAUUUGGGAGGCGAGGAUUUCGACAGCAGGUUGGUGAAUCACUUCGUGCAAGAAUUUAAGAGGAAGCACAAGAAGGAUAUCAGAGGGAAUGCUCGGGCCCUGAGGAGGCUGAGGACCCUGUGA
Molecule: messenger RNA, 408 nt
Organism: Punica granatum (pomegranate)
Lineage: Eukaryota; Viridiplantae; Streptophyta; Magnoliopsida; Myrtales; Lythraceae
Source: RefSeq, a predicted model, not a curated record